Molecule: messenger RNA, 12731 nt
Organism: Centrocercus urophasianus (Greater sage-grouse)
Lineage: Eukaryota; Metazoa; Chordata; Aves; Galliformes; Phasianidae
Gene: APBB2
Product: amyloid beta precursor protein binding family B member 2
Exons: 17
Coding region: 367-2658 (763 amino acids)
Biological process (GO): regulation of DNA-templated transcription
Cellular component (GO): cytoplasm; nucleus
Molecular function (GO): amyloid-beta binding; transcription factor binding
Source: RefSeq, a predicted model, not a curated record
GAAGCGUUUCCGGCAGGCUGGCUGCAUCCCGCUGCGGGCUUCGAGCGCCCCGGGAGCGGAGCGGCGUCAGCAAUUGCUUUGUUCAGUGAGGAGGGUGAAGCCCAGCAGCUCAUUGGCCAUUCAAGCAGCUGCACUGAUCUGGAGGCCUGCUUCUGGCAUUCUGCACUGAACUAAGGCUCUUCAUGUUCAAAUGAAGAAACUUUCUUGGAAAUCUUUCUUCGUUUCUUCAUUGUGACCUGAGAGUGCCAGAGCCGAGGUACAAGGGACUUGGUUCCAGUACAGACUUUCCACUGGUGAGCUGGUGAGACUGAGCGUUUCGAUCUGUGCUGGGAGCAGCUGACAGCGCGGGGAUGUGCUGACGGCAUUAUGGGCAGGCGCUACCCAGGGGCUCACUAUCGGCCAAGCAACUCGUUCGAUUCCGGUGUGGACGCGCUGGCAGUGUUUAUGGCAAGCAGCAGCACGACAGACGUGGUGAAUCGCAACGGCCCUGCCACGCCGCCCAACACCCUCAGCCUGCGCUCCUCUCACAACGAGCUGCUGAACGCUGAGAUCCGGCACACCGAGAGCAAGAACAGCACUCCUCCGAAAUGCAGGAAGAAGUACGCGCUGACUAACAUCCAGACAGCCAUGGGCCUCUCAGACCCGGCAGCGCAGCCCCUCCUGGGGAGCAGCUCUGCCAAUAUGAAGCUGGUGAAGAAUGGAGAAAACCAGCUGAGGAAAGCUGCUGAGCAAGGCCAGCAGGAUCCCAACAAGAACCUCAACACCACGGCUGGCGUCAGUGUGACUUCUGAGAAGUUUGAAGGCAAAGAGCCGAUCCCACAGGACUCCUCCAGCUGUGAAAUAUUGCCCUCACAGCCCAGGAGGACCAAGAGCUUCCUGAAUUACUAUGCAGACCUGGAGACAUCUACCAGAGAGCUGGAGCAGAGCUUUGCUGCAAUGGAAGAUAAAUCUGCACAAAACAACAGCCAGGCUUCCACCAUUAUUGUCAAUGGGGAAGUCUUGCCCCGGAAGCAAAACAAGCAGUCAAGCCCAGAGGAUGGCCAAACUGCCACAGUGUCCUCGAGUCCUGAGACUAAGAAGGACCAUCCCAAAACGGGGGCCAAAACAGACUGCGCACUGCACAGGAUUCAGAACCUGGCUCCAAGUGAUGAGGACUCCAGCUGGACUACACUGUCCCAGGACAGCGCUUCGCCGAGCUCUCCUGAUGAAACAGCAGAUAUAUGGAGUGAUCAAUCAUUUCAGACAGACCCAGACUUACCACCUGGAUGGAAAAAAAUCAAUGAUAUUGCUGGAAUCUAUUACUGGCAUAUACCUACGGGAACAACUCAGUGGCAACGUCCUGUGUCUGUUCAAACAGAUCUUCAGGGCUCAAGGAAAGGCUCACUUGGUUCCAUUACUCCAUCUCCUACUCCAGAAACUGAGAAACAGCCAUGGAGUGAUUUUGCUGUACUGAAUGGGGGAAAGAUUAAUAGUGACAUUUGGAAGGACCUGCAUGCAGCCACUGUGAACCCAGACCCAAGUUUGAAAGAGUUUGAAGGAGCCACAUUGCGCUAUGCCUCCUUGAAGCUCAGAAAUGCUCCACAGUCUGAUGAUGAUGAUUCUUGUAGCAUCAACAGUGAUCCAGAAGCCAAGUGCUUUGCUGUGCGCUCUCUGGGCUGGGUAGAAAUGGCAGAAGAAGAUCUUGCUCCUGGAAAAAGUAGUGUUGCUGUGAACAAUUGCAUUAGACAACUCUCUUACUGUAAAAAUGACAUCAGAGACACCGUUGGCAUUUGGGGAGAGGGCAAAGACAUGUACCUGAUAUUGGAAAAUGACAUGCUGAACCUGAUCGACCCUAUGGAUCGUACAGUUCUUCAUUCACAGCCCAUAGUGAGCAUCAGAGUUUGGGGAGUGGGUCGUGACAACGGCCGAGACUUUGCAUAUGUGGCAAGAGACAAAGACACCAGAAUUCUGAAAUGUCAUGUGUUUCGAUGUGACACGCCAGCAAAAGCCAUCGCCACAAGUUUACACGAGAUCUGCUCAAAGAUUAUGGCUGAACGGAAGAAUGCUAAAGCUAUGGCUUGCAGUUCAAUGCAGGAGAGGACAAACGUCACCCUUGAUGUUCCUCUGCAAGUAGAUUUCCCAACACCAAAGACAGAGCUGGUGCAGAAGUUCCACGUCCAGUACCUGGGAAUGCUACCUGUAGCUAAACCUGUGGGAAUGGAUACCCUGAACAGUGCUAUUGAAAGUCUGAUGGCUUCCUCUAGCAAGGAAGACUGGAUGCCAGUUACCAUGAAUGUUGCUGAUGCUACUGUCACAGUCAUUAGUGAAAGAAAUGAAGAGGAAAUCGUGGUGGAAUGUCGUGUGCGAUUUCUGUCCUUCAUGGGAGUAGGCAAGGAUGUUCAUACAUUUGCCUUCAUUAUGGAUACAGGAAACCAGCAUUUUGAGUGCCAUGUGUUUUGGUGUGAACCAAAUGCAGGCAAUGUAUCAGAAGCUGUUCAGGCUGCUUGUAUGUUACGGUAUCAGAAGUGCUUGGUGGCCAGACCUCCUUCGCAGAAAGUUCGGCCUCCCCCACCGCCUGCAGAUUCGGUGACCAGGAGAGUCACAACCAACGUAAAGAGAGGAGUGCUGUCCCUCAUUGACACUUUGAAACAGAAACGCCCAGUCACCGACAUGCCGUAGCUGCGUAAGAGAGAAGAUUCUCCUAACAUUUAACUGCAGAUAACAGUAGCUACACUAAGGGAAAUGAACUGAUGGUGUUUGGCCUUCCAUUCCAAAUCGCUGAUGCUUUGUCUUAAGAGAAUUUAUCCAUAUCAAAACAAUGCUAGACAAGCAUGUUAUCUCGUUCUUGCCACCAUCGUUUGAUAUGAAAAGAAGCAUGAAUAAUUUUUUUCCUGUCAGUAAGUUACAUCAUGAGCAAUGGAAGGUCUGUUUGACUGUAAAUAAGUAAACAUUACCUGAACUCACACAAAGAAAGAGUAUGGCCACGUCCUUCCUAGUGAACUCGUGCUAAAGUCCUUGGAGUGAAUGACGCUUGAGUUGAUAGUUUCACCAUCUUGAGCUGGAUUUGUCACAAACCAAUCUUAAGUCCUACAGCACUUUGGUUCUCAACACUGGAGUAGAUACCAAGGAUCAGCUACCAUUGAAUUACUGCAGAUUAAAUACCAAGUUUUUUAUUUUUUACAGAACUAACCUGUUAAUUUUAAAUUGUUUGUCAGCAUUGGUCUGCCUGACACUCAUGUGAAUCGUUGUCAUUUGAUCUCUGUUUGUACAUCACAGUUGUAGACAGAAAUUGUUUGAUACCAAACCAGUGCUGAAAAAUCUGGGAGUGUUUUCUGUAAUUGAGUACAGGGUGAUCCAUUGAAGCUUUUCAUCUUUAAACAUACAGAUGCACGUGUUGGAUGCUAAAUGUGUCAUCCCAAAUUGUCAUUAAUUGAUCAAAAAUACUGUUUGUUCCACAUAGAGCUCACACUGACCAGGAAAGAGUUAGUCAGCAGUUUUACUGUCUUAAAACUCUCACAGAAGCAAAAAUGUUACAGAUGUUUUCUAUAUGAGUGUUUGAUCAAAUGUUCCAUUCAGUGUUGGGUUGCACUACUCCCCCUCUGAGUUUGCUGCUAAAUGGUUGUUAGCAUGCCACAAAAAGAGCAAUCGUGUUUCUGAAUUAUUUACUAAGUUCAAUGGAAAUUCUUUUAGUGGUCUGUGACAAAAUCAUGAGAGUUGUUUUCUAACAGGAUGUUGUCGCAAGUGGGACAACUUCAUGUCAAUGCUUUUGCUCCAAAGGUCUCCUGUAAUAGCCUUGAUCCACACAACUGCAGAUUCUGACAAAGUCAGCACAGUAAUGCCCCUUUAAAAUUUUGUCUUGUACUGAUCUUCAAAUGCAGCUUCGUCUUUCUCUCUUUGCCAUCUUCUGUUUAGACCUGCAGAUUGGUACAAAUUUUGGAAAUGGAGCAUAAAAGAUAUUUUUAACUAAUGUUAAAAAUGUUUUGCCUGCAUUUAUAUAUAUGUUCCAAACUGUAUCUGUCUCCCAAAUCUGCAAAUUUGGUCAUGCUGUAAUUUCAGAAGGACAUUGUCAACGUUGUUUUUACAAGAACCAUUUUUUUUACUUUACUGUGCCAGAGAUUGUUAUAAACAAGAUUGUUAUGAGCAAAUAAUGAUUUUUUUUUUUCUUAUUUUAAAAAGUCAACAGCAAUACCUGGACAAAACAUGUUAAGAAUACAAGGGGAAAGAGUGAUGAUUCAGGAAAUGCCUUUAUUAGAAAUGUAGAAGAAUUAUUAAAACACAUUUAGCCUGAUGUAUGAGCGAAUGUAGUGAAGGCUAGCCAUGCAGCUGUAAUAUUCUAAAUGGAGUUCUUCAGAAUACCUUCUAAGGAGCUGAUCCUGCACUAUGUUCAAGAAAUGUUUAGAUGUUGUCCUGAGGGACAUGUUUUAGUGGGAAAUGUUGAUAGGUGGAUGGUUGGACUGGAUGAUCUUAGAGGUUCUUUCCAACCUUGGUGGUUCUAUGAUCUCAAACCUCUGCGUAAUAGAAUUUUUGCACCCUGGGCAGUGAGGUAAUUUUGUCCCAUCCCAAGUCUCACGUUCCUGCUGCUUGGAACCAGCUCCAUUGCUUGUGCAGUUGGAGGAGAGAAGGCCAGUCUGCAUAACGUGAGUAAACUCCAAAAUUGAUCCAGCUGGCCAUGUGGCUGUGCAGAUGACAGGGAGAGCAGGAGGGGAGGUGAGGCAAACCCUCCCCUUUCAGCAGUAGCAACCUUUGAACUGCCCAUGAAGCCAGAUUUUGAAGUGUGGAGAUGACAGAUUGUGUACUGGCUUAGUCCUGUUUCUCCAGGUUCUAGUGCUGAUCCCACUUAAGUCUGAUGGGAACAGUGUAAAAAAAAAAAAUCGCUUCCUCUCGUGGCUGCUGUCAAAAUGCAGUGUCUCACAACGUCGCUAAGCGAGAUCAUGAAUUUAAAGGAUGUUUCCUUGUUAAUCAGAAAACUACUGAAUCCAACUUUGUUUUAUAUACUGAAAAUAUUUUGACAGCAUCUUUCUUUUUAAAGUUCCAGGUGGAAACUCCAGGAUUUUUAUUUGCUUUACAACAAAGAAUGUUUAACAGUAUAAUCGAGUUCAGUAGCGUUGUCUACACAGUGCUGCUUUUCCCCAAGAGAGAAACAGUCCAAGUUUAAACCAAACCAACACUUGGGAAACAGCAGUGUAAAGGUAAGAGGCUGUGUCAGGAGUCUUUACACAUCUGUGUUGACAAGGCUCUGAACACAGAGUUUUCACUGGUAAAAAUGUGCCACUGCAGGAAGGGCUGAGGGAAAAGAGAGAGAAAAGUAUUUGAAAAGCUGUAGGUCCCCUGGAUUUCUUGUCUGUUACCAAAAUGCUGUUGAUUUUGCAAAUAAUUAAGUAGUUUGCUUAAUGGGCCAAAAUGUUUGGCCUUUUGGCUUCAGUAGAACCCUGAGUUUCUAAAAAGUGUUAAAUAUACACCCAGGUGUUUGUAGAAUCAACACCUAAAAUUGCAGAGCUCGUUGUCUUUUAUCAAACAAUGUACUGAGGCACUCUUUAACCAUGGCUAAAAAUGUGUGUAUGGCAUACACGUGUCUGAGUAACUACCACUGUUUUAUUUGAUGUUGUAGCAACCCUUCAGUUAUCUAUGCAUUUUUUAUAAUACCCAGCGAUUCUGUAAGCAGGCAGCCAUGCAUUCACUAUGCCUUGUAUGUCUGAUGCCAUAUUUUAAAUUAACCUGUUAAAUACAGCUUAAAAUAUUUUUAUUUUAUUUAUUCUAUUUUUACUGAAAUAUCCUGCAUUAUGAUGUCGAUGUAUUGUCUUUACUGGACGUGAUCUUGUAACGUUCUCUAUGCUGUAUACUAUAGGUUGCCUAAAAAAAGGCAGCUUUGUAAUUAUUUGUAGUCACAUUUUUAUUGAAGUCUGUAGAAAAAUCAUGUAAAGCGAAGCUAAUUUCUUAUUUUUUUCAAUGCAAGUAGAAACUAGAGGUAAGUAUCACACAUCACACGUCAUUAAUGCGCUCCCUUGCAGAAGCAAGGAGAUUUAUAUUCACCAUCAAAAAUGAGAGAUAAAAGCCUUUCUUUUGAAAUCCGCAGUGCUGGCUGUAGGUUUUCUUUAAGUCACUGUUUGUUUCACUUGAAGGGAGGAGAGAAGAGGUGUGGGAGGUACAAGGCUACAGAGACAACUAUGGGGACUUUAAAUAAGAAUAACAAAAAUUGCACAGAAGCGGCCUAGGACCAACUCACAAUAACACUGUGCAUGGAGAUACCUGUGCCUGCUGAAGCAACAUGCCCUUUUGUGACAGGAAGAGAGGCUCUGGAGUGUCUGGCAGCUUAUUCCAGGUCAGGUCUGCGUCAUUUCCUAAGAGUUCUGCAUCCUUUUAUUUUUAGUCUUAUCAAGUAUUUCAUAGAUGAUUAUUUUAUUAGUGAUGUACAACUGUUUGUAAAGCACCCAUGCAAAACAGUGCUUUUUUAUUUCAGCAGCUCAUGUGGGUUCAGCCUUAAAUGCCAUUAUUCCUUCCUUGGGCAAGUUAAUUCAUAUGUUGCUAAAAACUUGUGCUGCACAGUCAGCAGAAGUAGGUGGACCCACACCUACUGGUUAUUAGCAGAGCUCAGCCUUGCAUAGAGCACCCAGUUGAUGCUGAAAAGUGCAAUUUCCCCUGCUGUUGUCCACUUCUACACAUCUAAAUGUAAUCUACUCUGAGAAUAAAUUUGGCUGCAUAAAAUGAUUGUCUCAACUGUUGCUGGUCCAUGGAACUGGGAAAUUCUUUCUUUUCUUGUUCCAAAUUGAGGGAAGGGAAAAAUAUAUGAUGGCUGUUUAGAGGCAGUAGCAGUGCCAUGGAGGUUUUUGUAUGUAUCAAACUGAAUCAGUGGCUUCUAGUUGAAAAUUACAAAUAUUUAAGUGGAAUACUGAGAACUAGUUAUGUAUGAUACUUCACUUUAUUUUUAAAAAGUGUUUAAUUGAGCAUUCAGGCUCCUAUCCACAAGCCAUUUGAAGUCAGUAUCAGAUGUUGCCAGCAGGUGAUAUUCGGUGCUCACCAAGCAAGCUGGUAAACCUGCUGAACUAACAUCUUCCCUGCUAGCUCUUCUGUAUUCUUGGUAAGAUACCAAGGUCACCACUUGUUUGGUCUCCGUAACAUCUGAAGGACUCAGCUCCCUCAAAACAAGAUAAAAGGCCAAGUGUGGAACAUCACAUGUAAGCCCAAAGCAUGUUCAUUUUGGAGUCAUUUUAAUCAAUAUUUAGUAAAUGAGAGACACUGGGCUCUAUUUUUAAAAAUAUGCAAGUUCACUUCUCUAAUUUAAGAAUCUCUUAAGCUUCUUUUAGGCAUUUAACAACCAUAUUAAAAAACAAACAAACCCUUCUUUCCAUUCCUUUUGUCUAUUAUGUAGAAUCCUCCUUGAAGGUGGUUUGAAAGAAUGUGGGAUUCUUAGUUUUUGUUCCAGUUCUAUACAUUGCAAACAAACAGGUCUAGGUAAGUAUGUUCAGAAACAAAAACAGAGCUUUUCCUUUUAUUGGACCAGGUGAGGAGCGUAGGUUACUCACAGCGAUGUACUGCAGGUGAGUGAUACCUCUGAGUACAACAGGUGACUCUGGUUAAAAACAUGAGCAGAAUUUUUCACUGAUUCAGUGGAGUAGUAGUAUUUAUCUGAUGAAGAAGGAGCAGUUCUCUGUGCCAAUGAUAUAACACAUCCCUUCUUCUAAAGCUUGUUCGUCUACGUUGGCUGAUGUGGACAGGAAGAAAAUAAAGAUAUUAAAACAUUUUCUCUGCAUGGGUCUAAAUCCUUAAGAUUCCAUAUCAUAUUGCUGACACUUGGCGUGUUUACAUUCAAUAAACUCUUAUCAACUGUCAUAACGAACAGUUGCUAACAAUUCCUGAAUUACUUUUUCUGUUCAUACUGCCCAUAUUUAGUACUAAGUCACUUAUUACAUUGUGCUCAGACAAAUGUAGAUAUUCACCAUUUAUUCUGCAUUUGUUAGCAACAGGGAACAGGUUAGGUUCCCACUGCUGAUUUCUCAGCAGUGGAAAACUUAUUCAGUCCUUGUGUUCAGUCAUUAUUCAAAUAAAUAGUUACACUAUUUAUAAAAAUAACUUAGAUAAUAGCAGCUUAUCUGAUGUGAAAAGAGCUGCGUUUUGGUUGAUGUUACUAAAAAUACUGAAUUGACAUGAUAAUGCAUCGUAAUAUUUAUAUAGUUUCCCCUUAUAAUAUUUUUAAGCACCUGUAAGUGGAAACCAAAGGAAUUAAUACUGGAAAGCCCAUGGGUUCAAAUGUACUUGGCCAGCUGUUUGUAGAAAAAUUCACAUCCAGCUUGAGAGAUAAAACUGAACUAGCUUACUAUGCAAGGCUUAGUUUCUGUGUGUCACAGCCCAAAAGGUAAUUUACAAAAACGGUGUGCUGUAACUUGUCAUUUUAAAGUCUAUAGCAAAUAGCUGCAGUAUUUUUCACCUGACUCCCCCAGUGGACUCCCCCCGCCUUACACAACUGAGCUGUAUUUACUUUAAAAUGUAAUUUUUGGUUUUAAAUGGCUAACAUAGCUACUUCCAUGCAAAUAUCUGAGAAUUAGUCUCACAGUAAGACUGUAGUGAAUAAAGGUAUAUUGCAAUCUACGUGCGUGAAUAAAUACAUACAGGAAUCUUUACCUUUUCUAAAAAGCUAGGGGAAAGUUUGAAGAUUCUUACAGCCCUGAUUGAGAAUUUCUGAGCACUGUUGGUUUGACUACUUUAGACACAGGUGGAGGAGGUUCUCUGUCCCUCAAGCUUCUAUUCCUCUGUCUGGACUGGAGCAGAGAGAUAUGAGCUGGCAUCCUGUGUUGGUUUCCUUGCGGAUGUCCAUAUGGUGAUAUCAUUGGAGGAAAAACUAUUUCCACUAGCUUCACUGCCACCAUUUUUUUACAUUCUGCACGUGGCUUUCUAACUUGUGUCUGCUUUCUGUGCACCUUGACAACAGAUGUGUGCUUUGGCACUUUAGAAACACCUGUGUCUGAAGCUGGGUUGAUGGUAGGUUUCUUCAGCUGAAUGUGACCUCUUGGUUGGUUGGAAUUCUUUUUUUUUCGUUUGCUUUCAACUUUGGAUACUACAACUGCAGCUUUCCUGUUAGAUACAGCUUUAGGGUGAGGGACCGCAGCAGUCUUUGGCUCUAUGCGAGUAUGAGUAGCAUCACUUCCAUGUUGUGCUACUUUCCCUUGCUUCUCUUCUUCCUUUGAUUUACCUAGAGUGCUGUCUAGUAGUAGUCCUUUUGCUGCAGCUUGAGACAAAAUAUCUUUAGCGGACACAUUUUUGGAAGAGUCUGUCUGCAAAUUUCAAAGGAAGGAAUAAUAAAUUGAGGAAACAGCUGUAAAGUCAAUUCAGUAAGCUCACAUUCCUCAAUAUCUACUCCACAAGAAAGGCAUGGCAGAAUCACUGUUUGCUCAAUAAAUAAAGGCCCUGACUGUUGUGUUAAGUGCUGUCUGAACAUUUGCUCUUCCAGAGACUUUGCCCUCUGUGGUCCAGAAGAGGGAAAAUGAGUUCUGGACUUCGGUAGACAAAUGUCUGCACAGCAUGAUUAUUUAAACCUUGUGGGCUUGGAAAGCCCCUCCCCCCUUUUUGGUGAAAAAGCUCUACUUCUCUCAGCCACAAGAUGAAAAGCUUGACACUCAAACGCAAAUCAUCCUUCUAAGGUCUUUCCUCAGGAAAUCAUGCUAAGGCUUUUCUGUUUACUCAGCAAAGUUUCCCUGCCUUUCAGCCCAGAUUUGCAUAUAACUUAGUUUAGAAAGGAAACAUUCCUAUCCAUUUAAUACAAGUUGUAAUGCAGUCUUAAUCCAUGCUGGUGACACUGCCUGCUUGCAUACUGGCACAUCCUGAUGAUACAUACAGACCUAACCAAUAACUUCACUAGACACCACUUAGAACGAAUCUAAUCCCAAGCUGUCUAGCUCAUUCCAAGGUUUGAUACAAACGUUUCCUCCUAAAUAUUCCUUGCACAGACGUAGAUAAAGAGAUUGCUCUGACCACAACUGCUCCAAAACGAAAGUACAUGUAGAAAAGCUGUGCUCAGCCUAAAACAUUCUGCACAUUUCAAUGGAAAGUACUUCUAGAAAAGCUGUAGCUUUGCUCACCAACUCUUCGGUCUGUUCAAGAAAUCUUAAAAAUUAAUUAUUUUCACGUGUUCCAUUUAUGUAUUCGUUUUAUGGAAAAUGACAAUUGUUCUCUUCUGUGAUUUUAAAUUUUAGUUUUCUUACCUCUCUUGCUAUAACAGCCAGAAAACAGCCGCUGGAAAUUUCCGAUGGUUCUAUUUUGAAAAAAGAAUCAGUGCAGGACUCUGGGUUGGAGCAAGCAGGAAGAGCAGGAGGAAUCAGUCUGACAAAAAGAAAGAAAUGACCAAGAGAUAAUAACAUACAAGGAAAAAAAAAACACGGAUACGUUAAAAGUGAUUUGUAAAGCAUGUCUUGCAAAUGAAAGUUUUAUAAAACCUAUCUUCAUUCUUUUUUAAAAAGAAGGGCUAAUCAAGACAUGAGAAUUAAUCUUUUGAGAGUUAUUUUCAAUAUUAAAUUACAUUAACCACCAGAUAACGAAUCUAUAUCAACAUAAUUAAGAGUUGCAUUCUUUCUUGAGUCUGCCAUAGCUGGAUAAUCGAGUUGUCCAGGAACAUGAGAAUGCUCUGAAGGCACUCAGCAGUACAUAGAAAUUAUGAAGAGGUUGACCUUGAGUCAAUAACUGUAUGCUCUUAAUAAAUAAUUUAGGUAAGCUAGAUAUCCUAUUUGCCAUACUCAACUACCAGGGCUCCAGUUGUUUUUUUUUUUCAAUUUACUGUUUUGUGAUGCAUCAACAAGGCAGGAAGGAAGGAAGUCUCCUUUUCCCACAUUCCCCCUACACGCCAGCAAUUCCCAGCUGUUACAAAACAGACGGCAGUGAUUUGGUUCAUAAGGCCAAGAACAAGUCUGUCACAAGACAGAAGAGUAUCUGUGAUGAUCCCAAAGGACAUUUAAUCAGCACGACUUGUUUCUUUCAGAGCUGCUAUAUUCUGAGCACAAGUGGUCAGAAUUUUUCACUGGGUUCUGUAUUUCUAGUAAAUCGAGUUACCUCGUGCUAAGAGAAAUGCAUGAGGAACGAUGAUAAGGAAUACUUACAUAAGGAAAGCUUGAGCUUUCACCUUAAGCAUGAUCACACUGUAUCUCAUUUAUGGUAUUCUGUUACUGCUUUGUCUACACUGGUUGCCAGCACCUUCAUGGUACCGGGACAAAAAUCCAAGAUCUGUGCAUAACAGUGAAGGAUGAGCUAAUUCUAGAAUCAUCAUUUAUGAAGUUCCACCCAUCCUCAGCCACAAAAUUGCUGAGUUUUGCAAAAAAUUCCAAUGCACUUUUACGUUACCUAUUAUCUGUGAUCAUCCAGUAUUUCAAAGCAAAAGUGUGAUGUGGUGCUAUGACAAGUUUCAUGAUAUUUCUACAGAACACUGAAGAGGUUUUAGGAUUUCUGAGAAAUUUUCUUAUGGGAGGUUUUUUGUCUCAGACAAAAAUUUUUUCCUGAAGAAAAAAAAAAAAAUCAAACCUCCUGAAAAAAAAACUUUUUUUUUUUUUUAAUGAAUUAUUCUGUGAUAUAAAGAAAUAUAAGUUCUCUUCUACUGGGGGAAAGCAAUAAAUGAAAACAUUAGGAACAACUUAAUAUCUCUUAUCAUCAAAAAGAAUGGAAUCAAAGACAGCUGAAGCUGAUAUUGUUAAUCUAAUACAAGACACAGAUUGGACUAGGUUAAGAACUAUGCUACUUCAAGUUUUAUAUAGACAAAACUAUUCAUACCAUACCUGAAUGGCCUGAAUGUUUUUUGUUUUUUUCCUUUCACACAAAAUUCCAGUGCUUUUUGCACUACUUGUUCAUUCUCUUCUGGGUAAACUGAAGAAGUGCAGUAAACAAUAGAUUGUACUUGAACUACAAAAGAAAAUUUUAAGAGACUUCAAUGUUAAAAUCCUUGAAACACAGUGGUUUAGUAAGGACUAAAACCAGUAUGAAAAUUAUGCUUGUAUGCUAUUUUUACCAAUAAACUACGCUCUCCUGCAUGUGAGCUUUUUAACAAUUGAAAUCUUUUCAAAUACUGGCAGAUUUCAGCACAAAUUCAGGACUGUCUUUUCACACAUCUGCUAAACAAAAGGCAGAAGAAAGUGGCAGUUUGAAGAUAGACUACAUUUACAACUUAGCCAAAAUGAGCCUGACUCAGGCAGUUGUUUAUGCUGUUGUAUUAAUGGCUGGUGAAUAUCACGACACAAAGACCCUUGCUGGAAGAAAUCAUUAUUUGGAGGUUAAACAUUUACUGUUAACUCAUAGACUAAUCAGUGUAUCUUUAAUGAUAUAAAUCUGGUUGUAGUACAAUCAAAUUGACAGUAUAAGAAAAUCUUUUCAGGAACCUGCCUGCCAGCACACUUACAUUUCAUUGCAUGCAUCAACUCAUUCAGCUGCUUCUCAGCGAGAAUACAGAGCUUGUCCUUAGACACAGAUCCUUGGUAGAGGUCUUUCAGCAAUCCUGCAUCUAUAUACAAAGAGUUGUCAUUUAUUAACAUGGCUGCUCUUGGUCUUGUCUUAACAUUCAGUUUGCACAAAAAGCUUGGAUAACAGACCUAAUGGUCACUGGUACAGUGAGAAGGCAGGCCUUACGGAUUACGAUACCACGAGUGCCUAAGCAAUUCUUUCCUUGUCAAGUUUACCUCUAAUUGCUACUGCCUCUUCUUUGUUUCUGUUUAAUGAAAGCUGAACAAUGAGUAUUAUAAAUAGUCAUUAAAGGAGUGUGAUUAAUAAAAAAUCAUGUACUCGUA